AUGUCGUGGUGUACUAUCGAGUCUGACCCAGGCGUAUUUAAUGCCUUGAUCGAAGAAAUUGGUGUCAAAGGCGUGCAGGUCGAAGAGCUUUACACAUUGGACGAGCAACAGUUUGCCGAUUUGUCGCCAGUCUACGGACUCGUGUUUCUUUUCAAAUACGACUCGAACCACGCAAACGAUGCCAACAAUUCUGCCAUUGCGAGUCAAGAAGACGGAAUCUUCUUUGCUAAGCAAGUAAUCAGCAAUGCUUGUGCCACACAAGCCAUUUUGUCUAUCCUACUAAAUGCUGAAGACGUAGAGCUGGGUGAAACAUUAUCUGAAUUUAAAGCCUUUACAAGCGACUUUCCACCAGAUCUUAAGGGUUUAGCCAUCUCAAACAGUGACAGGAUACGGCUAACCCAUAAUUCCUUCGCUCGAGCUGAACAGUUUGUUGUAGAGAGUCGAAAUGCGACGGAGGACGACGAUGUGUAUCAUUUUGUAGCCUUCGUGCCUGUAAAUGGCAAAGUGUAUGAGCUUGAUGGACUUAAAGAAGGACCUGUUUGUCUUGGCGAGGUACCAAAUCCUGAAUUUCGUGACUCUUGGCUAAAGGUGGCAUGUCCUGUGAUUCAAAGGAGAAUCGAAAGGUAUUCGGCAACGGAAAUUCGCUUUAAUUUACUAGCGCUCGUCAAAAAUCGGAUACAGAUUUACGAAGAACAGCUUCAGGCUCUGAUUGAAGCUGGUGGAAGCGAACAAGAAGUGGCACAAAUUCAAAUAGAUCUUGCUGCUGAGCAACACAAACGAGAAAAAUGGGCACAGGAGAAUACGCGCCGCAAGCACAAUUAUACGCCUUUAAUCAUUCAGCUGCUUAAGUCGUUAGCAAUGAAAAAACAACUAGAGCCACUGAUCAAACAACAGCUUACGAAUGCACAGUGA
Messenger RNA from Plasmopara halstedii, 912 nucleotides. Its product is annotated as ubiquitin carboxyl-terminal. Gene Ontology annotation, biological process: ubiquitin-dependent protein catabolic process; protein deubiquitination. Lineage: Eukaryota; Oomycota; Peronosporomycetes; Peronosporales; Peronosporaceae. Gene Ontology annotation, cellular component: cytoplasm. The record is from RefSeq and is a predicted model, not a curated record. Gene Ontology annotation, molecular function: cysteine-type deubiquitinase activity. Bases 1 to 912 code for a protein of 303 amino acids. The transcript has 2 exons.